GCCCGUAAGGCAGAGGCCUCUGCGGGCGGCGCGGUCCUCGGAGACACGCGGCUAGUUUCCGCGCUCGCCAUGGCCGAUUACCUGAUAAGCGGCGGCACGUCCUACGUGCCAGAUGACGGCCUAACUGCACAGCAGCUGUUCAACUGCGGGGACGGUCUCACCUACAAUGACUUUCUCAUUCUGCCGGGGUACAUAGACUUCACUGCAGACCAGGUGGAUCUGACUUCUGCUCUGACCAAAAAGAUCACUCUGAAGACUCCGUUGGUUUCCUCACCCAUGGACACAGUCACGGAGGCAGGGAUGGCCAUAGCGAUGGCGCUUACAGGUGGUAUCGGCUUCAUCCACCACAACUGUACACCCGAAUUCCAGGCCAAUGAAGUUCGGAAAGUGAAGAAAUACGAACAGGGGUUCAUCACAGACCCUGUGGUCCUCAGUCCCAGGGAUCGAGUGCGGGACGUAUUUGAGGCCAAAGCCCGGCAUGGCUUCUGUGGUAUUCCCAUCACUGACACCGGCCGGAUGGGGAGCCGUCUGGUGGGCAUCAUCUCCUCAAGGGACAUUGAUUUUCUCAAAGAGGAGGAACACGAUCGUUUGCUGGAAGAGAUCAUGACAAAGAGAGAAGACUUGGUGGUGGCUCCUGCAGGUGUCACACUGAAAGAAGCCAACGAAAUCCUACAGCGCAGCAAGAAGGGCAAGUUGCCCAUCGUGAACGAAGAUGGCGAGUUAGUGGCCAUCAUUGCCCGGACGGACCUGAAGAAGAACAGGGAUUACCCGCUGGCUUCUAAAGACGCCAAGAAGCAGCUGCUGUGCGGAGCAGCAAUCGGUACUCACGAGGAUGACAAGUAUCGGUUGGACUUGCUAGCCCAGGCUGGUGUAGACGUAGUGGUUCUGGACUCCUCCCAGGGAAAUUCCAUUUUCCAGAUCAACAUGAUCAAGUACAUCAAAGAGAAAUACCCCAGCCUCCAGGUCAUCGGAGGCAACGUGGUCACAGCUGCUCAGGCCAAGAACCUCAUCGACGCCGGUGUGGAUGCCUUGCGAGUGGGCAUGGGCAGCGGUUCCAUUUGCAUCACCCAGGAAGCGGCUCCCAAGAUCCCUCCAGACAUAAAGUCCCACAGCCCCAAAUGCCCGUCCACUGUCACGGGCUGCUAUAUGCUGGCCUGUGGGCGGCCCCAAGCAACAGCUGUUUACAAGGUGUCAGAAUACGCACGGCGCUUUGGUGUCCCCGUCAUUGCUGAUGGAGGGAUCCAAAACGUGGGCCACAUCGCCAAAGCCCUGGCCCUUGGGGCCUCCACAGUGAUGAUGGGCUCUCUCCUGGCCGCCACUACAGAGGCGCCUGGGGAGUACUUCUUCUCGGAUGGGAUUCGGCUAAAGAAGUACCGGGGGAUGGGCUCUCUGGAUGCCAUGGACAAGCACCUCAGCAGCCAAAACCGCUACUUCAGUGAAGCAGACAAAAUCAAAGUGGCUCAGGGAGUGUCUGGGGCUGUGCAGGACAAAGGGUCUAUCCACAAGUUCGUUCCCUAUCUGAUCGCUGGCAUCCAGCACUCCUGCCAGGACAUUGGUGCCAAGAGUUUGACGCAAGUUCGAGCCAUGAUGUAUUCUGGGGAGCUCAAGUUUGAGAAAAGAACAUCCUCAGCUCAGGUGGAAGGUGGUGUCCACGGCCUCCAUUCGUAUGAGAAGCGGCUUUUCUGAGGAGAUGCAGCACACACACGACCAUCCCCCCUCCGUUUUUCAAUAAAAGUUUUAAAAAAGA
Erinaceus europaeus (western European hedgehog) is the source of this 1747-nucleotide messenger RNA. It is a transcript of the gene IMPDH2, whose product is annotated as inosine monophosphate dehydrogenase 2. The record is from RefSeq and is a predicted model, not a curated record. Gene Ontology annotation, biological process: GTP biosynthetic process. Lineage: Eukaryota; Metazoa; Chordata; Mammalia; Eulipotyphla; Erinaceidae. The transcript has 15 exons. The coding region runs from base 70 to 1686 and encodes 538 amino acids. Gene Ontology annotation, molecular function: IMP dehydrogenase activity. Gene Ontology annotation, cellular component: cytoplasm.